Patella vulgata (common limpet) is the source of this 2086-nucleotide messenger RNA. RefSeq lists its product as uncharacterized. Lineage: Eukaryota; Metazoa; Mollusca; Gastropoda; Patellidae. The record is from RefSeq and is a predicted model, not a curated record. The coding region runs from base 96 to 1073 and encodes 325 amino acids. The transcript is spliced from 10 exons.
CACAUCAUUAAUACAUCCCUGUACACAUUAUACUGAGCUUUAUAGCUCUUUGGUCGGGAAUAAGUUAUUUUAACUAGCAAUAACUCGACAGUAAAAUGAAUGAUAAGGUAAAUAAGGUAGUGAUUGCAGUUGCACUAGUCCUUUUAAUAAUGUAUGUUUUGAAGGAUUAUUAUACAGGCGUUAAUAAUCAGGCGACUCGCAUUAUGUCCGCAAUAUCUGAUGUAAAAAGAGACCAAGUUUCGCAGAAACAAGAAAUGAAGAGCCUAUUGAAGUCGGCAUUAGCUACUGUGACAAAAAAACAAGCUACACAGCAAAAGGAACAGCAGGGCGCAUUAACAUACUUCCGGGACGGUAUCUGGGUAUUACCUACUAUAGCAGAGCUGUCCAAAUUAAGUGCAAAAGAUCUAACGAUUCUAUAUUUUGGAUAUAUAGAACAGAUUCAAGUUCCGUGUAAUAAAAGAAUACGGCUAGGUAACAUUAAAGAUGGUGGGUGGGAUUUAUGUGAAGAUAAGCCAUAUAAACCUGAAAAUAAGAGUCUAGUCUAUUCUUUUGGAAUAAACAAUGACUUCAGUUUCGAUGAUGCUAUUGGAAAGAGAUUUAAUGCCCGUGUUCACUCUUUUGAUCCAUCUAUGAGGAUCAAGACAGAUUAUAGAAGAAACGAACAUGUCUUCUUCCAUGCUACUGGUAUUGCUGAUUACAAUGGAAAACUUCCGGGUAAGGGCUGGAAGAUGCAAACUCUAUCGGCCAUUAGAGAAGAACUUAAGCACAAGGAAGAAAAUAUAGCAAUAUUAAAAAUGGAUAUCGAGGGCUGGGAAUGGAAAAGUUUACCACAGGCCUUGGCUGCUGGAGAGCUAAAAAAUACAAAACAGAUUUUCCUUGAAUUCCACACAUGUGGUAACUGUAAUGAUGCUAGUAAACGAUUGACUGGGGCCUUAACAAUUCUGAAAAACUUUUACGAUAUGGGUCUUAGGAUAUUCUGGAUGCAUAAGAAUCCCGCAUGUACUUAUACUUGCAAAUUUACUAAUAUAAAACGUACUAGAUGUCAGGAGGUUUAUUUUUUAAAAAUACAAUAACGAUUUUUCGUUAGCAACGCAUUGCGAUUUACAGGGGCGCCGGAAGGGCGCGAGGGCCAGGGUACCAAAAGACAGGGGGCGGGGGGGGGGGGGGGUGUGAGGGCUUCUCUUCCCCCGGCCACUAGUAAAUUUUGAAAUUUGUCAAUUCCGAGAACGCUGUUUAGAGCGCCUCUAGCAUUCCAAAUUCCAACAUAAAACCCAAAUGAAUAGACUAGUAAAAAGGUUGAAAACAUUCAUCAUUAGAGCAUGGGUAUACAUGUAUACCCCAGAAAAGGGCAGGGUACCGGUUGUAUACCCUGGUACCCGGGUUCCGGCGCCCAUGGCGAUUUAGUAUCGACGCCAUUCCAUGUUGAGGUACACUCAUCCUGCCAACAACCCACAUGAAUGUCUGAGAAAAUGAUACGAAACGAAAUCUUACAAUACUUCGUUUCGUAUAAUUCUCUCAAAUGCCAAGCCAUGCGUUUAUAUAUAGAUUUGAAUGUAAGAUGUCUUAUAAGUCUAACGAAACAAUGGUAUCGUUCCACAAUCCGCAAGUUUAAUGAAGUGUCUAUGCAUGAAAUAUUGAUUGAUGCUACUGUACAUUUAUUAAUCAUUGGUAAUAAAGGUAACCCAGUGCAUCAUGGUUUUUCCAAAUUCAUAUCAACAAAACAUUAAACAAAAAGGCAAAGAAGUUUUUUUUUAAGUUUCAUGUUCAGAUGAAUUGUAAAUAAAAAAAACUAAGUUGAGAGCAUGAUCUUUCCAUUUCUACUUCUGUUGUUACUGUUUGAUUAAAGCGCCCACGAAACGUUUACCAGUGGGUGACGUGUAGAUCAUAUUAUGCCGAGAAUGUUACAAAAUUAAAUUUCUUCCUUGUCUCUGUUAGAUCUUAUUAUUCCGAAAAUAUAAACUGGAAUUUCUUUCUUUUCCUUUAUUGUCUUCCGUUUUUGCAUGAAUUAUAUGUUAUCAAAAGAAGUUUUUAACUAAUGCCCUUGUAUUUUGAAUGUGAUCAGUGAUGAUUAAAAUGUUUUCAAUGC